UCUGCGCUUAAAUUAGUCCGUGCUUUCCAGAUGCGAGAGCAUAUGCUCGUCGCUAGUGUUAUUGGAAUAAUAGUAGCAGCUCCCAACCAUCCUCUUUAUUAAUGUCAAUAGCUAGUAACAUCAAGAAGAAUAAACAUUGCAACAACAACUACUAUACAAAUACUGUACAACAACAGCAAAAUAACAAAAUCAAAUGUUAAGCGACGCUACUGGAGAAAAUAUCGCUUAUCGCUCCUGAUCUGCUUAAGUGAUGAGCCGCCCUCAGCAGUUUGAAACUGUGCUGUGAGCUUAAACGUUGUUGUGUGCGCUGUAGCGUUUGACUUUCGGAAAAUUCAUAAAAUAAUACGUUAAUCAAGUGUUUUAAUUAAAUUUCGUAUUAACAUAAAAAAAAAAAUUAUUUAUAUAAAAUGCAGCCGAAAUUUUUGAUUUGUUUUCUUUUAUUCUUGAAUUAUGGAAUUUUUUGCUGUUUUGCCUUAAAUCAGUAUCAAAGCUAUGAAGAGGGGAUUUCAAGUACGGAUCGAAAUAUUUAUACGAACUCAUUGCUGUGUAUGGACAUAAAGCCUCAACACUCUGUGGAUAUUGAACAAAUCACUGGAUUAUGGUAUGGUAACGAGAUCAUUAUUCAUACACAGGAUAUUCCAGGUGUAUACCAGUAUGAUAGUUGCGUAAUAAUUCAUUUGAAUGACAUAACAGAACAAAUGCGAAAUUACUAUAAUAAUCACCAAUACACCAGUCAACGGCGAACACAAACCAACCAGCCACCUUCCCAACAUCAUCAACAACAACAACAACCUCAGAGCCAGCGCCCAUACAAUGACCAUACAGCAACACGAUACUUACGACUGAUAUGGAGUGAAAGUGAUAAUAAUCUGGAAUACAUGUUUAAUUAUACGGAAAGAAGUCCCGGCCUAUGGACAAAUGUAGGCGAGCAACGAGGGUCAUUAGAGGCGCUAAAUUCAUAUAAACAAUUCAAAGGCACCGUACAGGUGGUAAAGGCGGUUAACGAUCAUUUGGUGCUGACAUUUUGCGGUAAUGAAAUGAGCGGCUCCAUUUACACACUCGUGCUAAGCAGAACGGAAAAAGGGCUGAGUUUAGAGGAAUUGCGUAGCAUCCGAGGUUUGCUAUCCAGACGUGGCUUAUAUACGGAAACGAUUCGAAAGGUGUGCAGCUCUGCGGCUACAAGUUUGGGAGUUAUGAGUAGCUAUUUAUUGGCGCUGAUGGGAUUUUUCGCCAUUGCUAAAUAUUAUUUUUGAAAACAAAUUAUUAAUUUAAGAUUUGGUGUUAGUUCAAGUUUGAAAUUUAUUCUAAUUUUAUGUGCCUAAUUUUAUGCUUUAAUUAUGUAGAUAGUGUUUGUGCAACAUACUGAUUGGAAAAUAGCCAGCGGAAAAAAUUCAUUAAAUUUUGUGUACAAGAAUAAUACAUACAUACGAGUGUGUAUGCACAUUAGGGUGGCCCAAAAGUCCACAGAAAAAUCAACUUUUAGAAAUUUUCUUGCUGUCAGCCCCCAGAAUUAUAGAAAAUGGGAAACAAGGAGACCGGAUAUUAUUAUUUUGCAAUCGGUUAAUAUUUAAGCUUUGAAAUGUUCUAUAUAUUUUAUAUUGGAUAAAUAAAUUUCUUUGCGGAAUUGUCAUAAAAUCGUUAAAAAAUAAAUAUUUUUGAUCGAAACAAAAUAUUUCCCUUCAGAAGUAUUCCAUUACUUUAAAAUGUUACUAGCUAUUAAUUCAUAACGUGCCUAAUGUGCAUACGAACACAUAAAAGAACUAAUUUCUGUAAAUGCAUAAGAGAUGAGAUUAUCGGUUAUGAAAAAGUACUUAGCAAAAAUUUUUAAUUUAAAUAUACGUCCGAAUUUUAUUUCUGAAGUGAAAAACUUUUAUUCCAGCAAAAAACAUUUAUUUUUAGCAGUUCUAUGAAAAAAAUUUAUGUUCUUAAUAUAAGAUACAUACAUAUAUGGAAAGCUUCGAAACCCGACGGCACGGUUAAACGUCAACUGAUUUCAAAAUAAAAAAUACUGGUCUCCUUAUUUUCGAUAUUAAUUAGUUCGGGAGCUGACAUUAUUUUUUUUUUAUCAUCCUAAUGUGCAUAAAUAUGUUAAUUUUUGUACAUAUAUUAGUAUAGAUAGUAUAUACAUAUAUGUUUAACAAUAACAACAAUAUUUUUUUUGAAAUUGCGUCCAAUUAAAUUCAAUUCAAUUAAAUUAGUCAAACUCCAGUGUCAGAGUGAGAAACGAUGCCAAAGCUAUCUUCAUUUGUUCAUUCACAUUCAUAGGUACAUACAUAUAUUCAUACAUAUGUAUAGUUAUAGUAUAUAUGUAUGUACCCAGAGAUAUUGCACACACGAAAUACUUCCAUAUUUACGAGUAGGCGUAUAAUGCGUCUAAUUAAAUUAUUUGUGCAGCUAAUUAAGUUAAGAUUACAAAAAACAAAAAAAAAAUGUCUCGCAGAAAUUUCGUCUAAGAUUGGAUAAACGUUUCCAGCCUAUUAAGGAAAAUAAAAUAUUAUUUCCUUUUACGUAACAGAAACUCUCAAACAGAAAAGUUUGAAUGAAACUUAAUUGUGGUUCUAGACUGUGUGACGUCUAACGGUUGCGAAAUGGAGGAAAAACAUACAUACAUAUAU
Molecule: messenger RNA, 2615 nt
Organism: Rhagoletis pomonella (apple maggot)
Lineage: Eukaryota; Metazoa; Arthropoda; Insecta; Diptera; Tephritidae
Exons: 4
Coding region: 408-1253 (281 amino acids)
Source: RefSeq, a predicted model, not a curated record